Aspergillus oryzae RIB40 is the source of this 696-nucleotide messenger RNA. RefSeq lists its product as uncharacterized. The transcript has 2 exons. Lineage: Eukaryota; Fungi; Ascomycota; Eurotiomycetes; Eurotiales; Aspergillaceae. Gene Ontology annotation, molecular function: acyltransferase activity, transferring groups other than amino-acyl groups. The coding region runs from base 1 to 696 and encodes 231 amino acids. The record is from RefSeq and is a predicted model, not a curated record.
AUGACUACCUCUCCAAAAUUCCGAAUCCGAGACGCUGGGGCCGUGGAAGGUGACGACCAGUUCGUUGUCGCAGCCUUUGACGCAGUCAUCCCGUACUUAACCUCGAUCGGAAGUCAUGAGCAGUGGGGGACAAUACCCUUUUCGCACCGCGAAGGCUGGGUCGAUGAGACUGUACAGCAGAUAGAGGAUUUUUCAAAGAGUUCUGCCUUCCAGGGCGACCAAAAUAAGAAUGGCGUUUUACGUAUCUUCAUCGUCGAGAAAGAGUGCAACGCAGACGGUCCAGAGUAUUUCGAUCGUCCGCUGGCGCAUUAUCGAGUCUCGUCCGACCGUCGAAGAUAUCUCUCUGUUGGCUUUGCGUUCGUGCGGGAAAACUGGAUCCCGGGCUAUAUUGAGUCGCAGAAGCAUCUGCAGAUACCGGAGGCUGAACGGGAGAACAACAUCUACCUCGAAGUCAUGGUUACGGAUUGUCGGGUUGGUUCAUUGCGCCGUGGAGCAGGAAGUGCUUUGAUCCAGGGGAUUCGAGACUAUGGCCGCAAGAAGCAGAAGAAGGCUUUUUGCUUGGAUGGUUGGGCUGGGAAUGAUAAGAAGCUGGUUCAUUACUAUGAGAACCAAGGCUUCCAGGUAGUCGGAGACUUUAGCCUGCCAAGAGCGAAUAAGGCGCCAUGGGUAGGGACGCUGAUGCGAAUGGAUAUUUAG